Molecule: messenger RNA, 8912 nt
Organism: Schistocerca gregaria
Lineage: Eukaryota; Metazoa; Arthropoda; Insecta; Orthoptera; Acrididae
Product: set1/Ash2 histone methyltransferase complex subunit ASH2-like
Exons: 11
Coding region: 287-1990 (567 amino acids)
Cellular component (GO): Set1C/COMPASS complex
Molecular function (GO): transcription cis-regulatory region binding; protein binding
Source: RefSeq, a predicted model, not a curated record
CCUGUCGAAUACGUUGCGUUCUUAGGAUUCACUCCUCACUUCUUCGUAGUCUACAUGGCGCAAAACAUUUCAAAUACUGUUAUCGGUGCUUCCUUCUUUCCGUUCAUGAGAACAUUUCAUUUCGCGUAUGGUUCUUCAUUUGUUUUCAAACUGUAUGCCAAUACUAUGUAUUGACAAUUUGAGUACAUUGAUUUCGUCGUAAUCGAAGAACUGAAUAAAACAUUGAACAAUAAAAUAUGUUAACAUCAUCUCUGGCGUACUGAAGUGUAUCUAUUUUGCUUUGGAAAUGGAAGACGUAAACAAGGCUGCUGAAUCAAAUGGAGAAGAAAGCACUAAUGCUAAGGAGAAUGGUCCUCCCCAAGAGGAAGUGGCACAGAAAAAUAAACAGAUGACUGUGGGAACUGGAGACAGUGAUGCUGCACGAACAACAAUAUUGAAACCUGUAGGGGAGGGGAAGAAUGGAAAUAAAACAGCUUCCAAGCAGCGGCCAGAGAGGAAAGGUUGUUGUUACUGUGGCAAGGAGCGUAACCUAAACAUUGUAGAACUGCUGUGUGCCAGCUGCUUACAUUGGUACCACGAGUCAUGUAUAGGUCUUCAGCUUGGAAAGCUUGUGCCUUUCAUGAUGAACUACGUAUUUGUGUGCAAAAACUGUUCUCCUACAGGACUGGAAAGUUUCAAGAAAAACCAGGCCGCAUUUACACAGAUGUGUGUAACUGCCUUAGGAAACUUAAAACAUGCAAGUGCAAAAGAGGGCACACCCAGGACAAUGUUUUCUAAGGAUAAAGAAAUUGUUCCAUUUAUUGAUCUUCAUUGGGAAGGCAUGACAACAAUGCCACGCCGUGUUACUCAGUCAUGGCAUUCGACGAUCCAUCGUGCCUUAAUGAAAGAUACAGGAACAUUAUUUGUAUGUGAUGACACUGGGAAGACUGAUGCCCAUCCAUUAUAUGGUCUUCAAGGCCUUGAACUGGUUGACAUAAGGCCAAAUUAUGAGGCAAUGAUUCGUGGAGGUCAUUUGAAAAUUACAGACAUGGGAGUUCAACAUGUACAACCAUCAAGUACCGUAAAAGGUCGAAGUACAAAAAGGAAGAUAGCAUCUGAUCAGGGAGGUGGUGGCAGACAAAGGGGUCGAGUAACUGAAGCAACUGCACCAAAAUUGUCAGCCCAUGGCUAUCCUUUGGAACAUCCAUUCAAUAAGGAUGGGUAUCGUUAUUUCCUUGCAGAGCCUGAUCCACAUGCUCCAUUUAGGCAGGAAUUUGAUGAGAGCCCUGACUGGGCAGGUAGACCAAUACCUGGCUGGUUGUACCGCAGGCUGUGUCCAAGUACAGUCUUACUUGCACUUCAUGAUCGUGCUCCACAGUUGCAUAUUUCUGAAGACAGACUUUCUGUCACUGGUGAGAAGGGAUACUCCAUGGUUCGUGCCACUCACUCGGUGAGUCGUGGGACAUGGUACUGGGAAGCCACUGUGGAGGAAAUGCCUGAUGGCUCAGCAACACGUCUGGGCUGGGGACAGGAGUAUGGAAAUCUGCAAGCACCUUUAGGUUAUGAUAAAUUUGGAUAUUCCUGGCGGUCAAGGAAGGGUACACGAUUUCAUGAGUGUCGUGGUAAACACUACAGUCCUGCUUAUGGAGAAGGUGAUGUGCUUGGAUUCAUGAUUGUUUUACCCGACUCAAAUGAAGUAAAUCAUUUACCUCAGCCCUACAAAGAUAGAAUUGUCAUAAUGUUUGGCUUACCACAGUGUGAAACAGUUACAAUCUUAAAGAGAUUGACACUCAGCAUGGCAUAUGUCAAAAGAAGGAAGAUGAAUAUUAAGCAGCUCUUUCCAUUCGUGUGCAGUUUUUACCAUUUGUCAUUUUGGAAAUUGCAAUCACUGUUCUUCAGUGUAGUGAAACAGUUCCAAUGGAGGAGUCACAAUACCUUUACCGUAUUCAAAAUAAUUUCUUCUGGGCUAGAAAUCUGUUUAAAUGACUUGGCAUUUUUUUUGUUCACUUAAAUCACUGCAGGAAAUAUCUGGACAAGUCUUCAGAUAAUUUUGUUAAAUUUUUAGAUCAAGAUAAAUGUGUUCUCUCCAAUGACAUUGUUUUUAAUUAUGUGUAAUAUUAAUACCAUGUUUGUUGUUAGUGAAUUGUGAUCUUCAUUGAUUUAUCAAUACCUUAUAUAAUUCUGGUUGAAUGUCUUCAUAAAAUACCCCAAAUAAUAAUUGUCUGGUUCACAUGAAAGGAUUGAAAGUGUCUUGUUAGCACAAAUUUUUUGUACUAAACCAAUCUCAGUUUAAAUUUAUGAUAACUGUUUGAUAAUGAUGAUAAUUAAAAAUAUAAAAGAGUUAGAACAAGAGAAAGUAUGAAAGCUUGCUAGAUUUGUCCCCCUAAACUUCCUAUCAAACAGUGUUUCCAAGUAUCUUAAACAAAUAGGUACACUCGUAAUCAUAUGCCUUCAGCUGUGUAUUAGUAGAAAAUUUUCUGACAAAAAAUAAAUAUAAAUAAAAGAAGGAUACAAAAUGGAUAACCUGUGUGUAAAUACGAAGAACUCUUAUUUUUUACAUAGUUGACAAUGCUGAUAUACAAAUGAAAAACUAAACAUUUAAUCUAAAAAUUUAGUCAAUGAUUAAUUUCUAAUAUUAAUGUUGAUGGCCUGUUUUGUGAAUUGUGGUUUAUUUGUCUCAUAACAUAUAUAAUCUAAAUAAUUUGGUUCAGGUAUGGGAGACACAUCAAACUGUGGUAAAAUUUCUCCAUAAACGAAGAGCUGCUGAUGUUAACAAACAGCAUCACAAUAAUAAUAAUAAUACAGCAUUGUUAUACACACAUGCAAUAAAAUCUAACACUUAAUUACCCCUUGCUCAAAUUAUCAUUUCAUCCUCUAUGAAUUCUUCUAUUGAAUUGUAGCAUUUCUCUCACAGAAUCUUGAUUUUAAAAUUUCUGGCUUUGUAUUAAAUAUGUAUCUGCCUGUUAACUUGUUGUAUAUUGUCAUUCCCAUAUACUGUGGAGUCCGUGCAUUUAAUUUCAACCAAUGUGUGGUUAGGAUAAAAUUAUUUUUAUUUCUUGUGUUAUAUGUUUGGUUAAAAUUAUUCUCCUCAAAUAAUUUUAGUUUGCUAUGUAGGAAGAUUAUAAUUUCAUAAAUGUAUGUGGAGGGAACAUUUAGGAUAUGUAGUUUCUGAAAUAAUGGGUGACAAGACUUGUUUACUGUGUGGUAUACCAAGCGAGGUGUUGCAGUGGUUAGCACACUGGAUGAUGGUUCAAUCCCAUGUCAGUCAUCAUGCUUUAGGUUUUCUGUGAUAUCCCUAAAUCGCUUCAGGCAAAUGCCGGGAUGGUCCCUUUGAAAGGGCAAGGCCAACUUCCUUCCUGGAUCCGAUGGGACCAGUGAUCUCACAGUUUGGUCUCCCACAAAUCAACUCGACUCAACCCUGUGUAGUACACAUGUACCAGAUAGUUUUCUUUUGCGGUUUCAGUAUUUGAAAUGCACCACUUGAACUUCGCCAUAAAAUUAUCCUGUAUCUAAUGGCAGAUUCAAAAUAACUAUGAUAAGCAAUUUUUCGUAUACUCAGGUCAGUGGAAUUUGCUAGUAUUUGCAUUAAAAAUGCAAAACUGCUUAGUUUAUUCAAUAGGAAGUCAAUAUGUGUAUUCCAACUUAAGUUCUUGUCUACAUUUUGCCCCAGGAAUUUGACCGUGUCAACUUCUUUCAUAGGUUGAUUGUUAUAUUGUAUUUUAAGUUCCACAUUUGUAUGAAAUGCAAUUAAAACUGAAGGAAGAGAAUGUUGAUUUUGCAGAAAAAUAUAUACAGUACAAAAAUGAAACAGAUGUGAAGAGCUGCUUGAAAAAAGAUUAUCAGACAAAGAAUUGGUAGAGAGCAGAAAAUUAAUGUAGAUUAUUAAAAGACACAUAGAAAGCAGCAAAGUAGAGGAGUUCGCAAAACAAAAAAGAAGUGAUUGAAAACCAGCGACUGUUUUAAGAACCUAGUAUUAACUUUUGAGUAUGAAAUUUAUCAGUAAAUGGAGCUGUUCAUAGAUUCUGACUGGGCACAUGUCCACACUUAAUCUGUAGGUAGUGGACAGAAUGACAAAACUGUUCAAAAAUAAUAUAAAAGCUUGCAUCAAGUACUGCACAGAAAAGAGCCCAUACAUAAUUGUUUCUGUAAGUACUUCUAAACACAGAAGGUGAGCUAAGUAAACACGAAACAGGAAAGAAAGAGAGAAGACUGGAAUCUGCAUUAGUUUCACUACUUCUACACUGCUGAGAUAAAGUAACUUUGUAAUGAUAGACAUCACUGGAAGGGGGGAAGCAUAGCUGGCUAGUACGUAGCACUCCACAUGCUCAUGCAGUUGAUAGAAAUCACUUCAUCUUUGGCUCUCCCCUGUCUAAACUCGAGUACUUUGCCUCGCCUAGCAAAUCUCUUUACUUGCCUACAAAACAGGUAACUCAGAAAUCCUAGAAAAAGCUGCAGUUGGCUGAUACCUGGACCUGUCACAUUAAUUGCUGAAUUAUCAAUCACAAACUUAUUUCAAUUGAAGUAUACUACCAGGUGUCCCACCCAAGAGACAUCAGAUGCUUUUUCUCCCAUUUUUCCAAAGCUAUUCUCAAAGUUUUCUUUUGUGAUGUUUCAGUUCAAUCAAUUGAAAUGUAGAAUGUGUAUUGAGUUUUCAUACAAUGUCCAGUGUCAAUGUGAAACAGCAUUCUGAUUGUUAUUACAAAUCAAACAUUGGGCUAAAUGUAAUUUUAUAUAACUGAUUGAUAGAUAGAUCUCAGACUAAUGUAGUGCCAUAUUUUGUUCAAUGAUAUUUAUUUAUUGUAACAGCCAAUGGUGAAUAAUAAUACCUGUUUCCAGCAGUAACUGAGUGCAGCUGCUCUGUCGAGCUACACUGUCUUCACAAUCACACCAACCCUCCAUGCUGCCUCAGUGUUGUCUUUACACUGCUGUAUUACACCAUUGAUGCUGGUUAUGGGAUGAUACAUAACAUAAGUAGUUUUUGUUUGAAAUGACUAUUAAUUUUCAAUUUAUUUCUAUUGCAAAAGAACAUUGCACACAAAAAUAUGCGGAGAAGCACAGUAAAAAUAGAUAUGUUAAUGCACUGUUGCAUGUACAGUAAAGUCAGGGUUUCAGAAAUAAAAAUUGUGCUUCAUUUAUACUCCAUGUGUAUUUUACCUACAAAUUUAAUUACAUGUUGCAGAUUUUUGGGGAAAUCAGUUACGUAGAUGUAAUGCCUUUGGUCACUAUCCCCAAACUAAUAAAUACUGGAUAGUUAUAAUUAAAUUGCAUUUACUCGCAUCUAUGCAGCAUCUUGUCCAUAUCUCUGGUGCUCAUGUUGAACAAAUUGUAAAGGGAGUAAUUAAUAAUAAAAUCAACAUUAUGACUUUCUCACUUGUCUAUCCUUGUCUGAUCAUGUCCCUUCCACAAUCCAUUACAUAUGGAAACAUUUCUAUGUGUUUUUUUUUUUUUUUUUUUUUUUUUUUCAUUUUUAAUGCCAGGUCUACACAAGGUGACCAAAAUUGGAACUAAUUUCUUUUUUUUCCAGCACAAAUCAGUUCCACAUUAAAGCAUUAGAAUAUCUACCAAGUUUCACUACCAUACAAUAAUUACAGCCCACAGUGUGCCUCCAUGAGUUGUUACACUUUAAUUAUAACCACCCAGUACUUUUUCAUACAUAACUGCCUGAGCAAUCAUUUUUGUUUUAGAAAUUUCAAGUAUAAUGUAGUGUACUUUUUCCUUCAAAACUGGUGUAGAUGAAAGGCCAAACUAUUUUUUUUUUUUUACUAAACAGACAAUAGUUAUGAUACACCAUCAGCUACAUCAUUAAUAACCAAUUUCUGUACUGUGGCAUUUAUAAAGAUCAGUUUCAGUUUAAUUUUCUAUAAGAAUGUGAAGCUUUUCAGUCUUGACAUUUAUUAUUAAUUGUGCAAUUUCUGUGCUGUUUAUCUGAAACUUAUUAUUUUUAACAGAUCUACACUGAUUGGCUUAAACAUUUUGACUUCCAGCUUGUUGUCCACCUUCGGAACACAAUACAGCAGCAAUUCUGUGUGGUAUGAAUUUUAUGAGCUCUAGGUUGGUUCUUGGAGCUGCAGAUCCUAUGAAUUAUGGGCUGGUGACUGUGAAUGUGAAAGCAGCUUCUGAAGUGCUCCAGUUGUGUUCCUCUAGUUCAGUGCAUUCGUAAUUGGUGGCCAAGACAUCUACAUUAGUUCACUUAAUUUCUUCUCAGGCCACUGUAACACUAUUCUGGCCCUGUGACAGGGACACGUAUCUCCUGCUGGGAAGCACCUUCACCAGUGGGGGAGAUAUCAAGCAUGAAUGAAUGCAGAUGAUCUACAAUAUCUUCACACAGUCCACAGAUGUCAUGACUUCUUGGAUUACUACUGUUGUGGUUGGCAGGCGGGCCAACACCGUGUUACUGAAGGAGGCCGAAAUGCACGCGUUUUAGCUCACGCAGGCUGGUGUGAGGUCUGGAACAUGACAAGGGAGCUAGAAUUGAGAAAAACGGACAUAGCUGGUGGAAUACUUAACUUUAAUCCAUUAAUGAUGAACGUCGCUCUUGACAUUACAUAUUUCACAAUAUCAAUAGUACUUAUAAUGGCGUCUUGCUAGGUCGUAGCAAAUAAUGUAGCUGAAGGCUAUGCUAAUUAUUGUCUCGGCAAAUGAGAGCAUAUUUAUUCAGUGAACCAUUGCUAGCAAAGUCAGCUGUACAACUGGGGCGAGUGCUAGGAAGUCUCUCUGGAUCUGCCGUGUGGCGGCGCUUGGUCUGCAAUCACUGAUAGUGGUGACACGCAGGUCCGACGCAUACUAACGGACCGUGGCCGAUUUAAAGGCUACCACCUAGUAAGUGUGGUGUCUGGCGGUGACACCACAACUACCACUUGUAUGAUGGAAACCCAGUUGAUGUCUUGCAUAGCAUAAGACUGCUCCUACAGUCCUGUGAAUAUUUUGAGCCACAGCUUGCCAGGAUGAUGAUGUAUCCAGACAGGGACACUGACCUGAUGUAAUGAGAAAUGCAAUUCAUCUAGCUUGGUGAUACAUUCCCAUUGCUCCAUCUCAAUGAUUCUGUGCUUACUUCAGUCAUAAUUGACAAUGUUUGUGGGUCUUCUUGAGAACAUGGAGGGUUUGUCUGCUGUGGAGCCCUCAACAGUGACACUCAAACAGUGUGCUCCAAAACACUUGUGCUUGUGCCAGCAUCAGACCUUCCAGAGGUAGCUAUAUAACUUUACAGAGCAGAGAGAGAGAGAGAGAGAGAGAGUGACUUGGUGUGGCAAGUGAGUCUGCUUCAUAUUAUUCCUGUAAUAAGAUUUGCCUGUCAUGAGUGAUUGUUUUUGUUUACAAGUUGGUGCCAGAGUGUUGCAUGGUAUGAGUGCUUUUGUUUACAUGUCGGUGUCAGAGUGGUGCAUAUUGUAAGAGUUGGAAAAUUAGAAAUUUGCGCAAAGGUCUUAUAGGACCAAACUGCUGAGGUCAUCAGUCCCUAGGCUUACACUCCUUAAUGUAACUUAAAGUAACUUACGCUAAGGGCAACACACACACUCAUGCCUGAGGGAGGACUCAAACCUCUGACGGGGGGAGACAAGUGGACUGUGACAAGACACCUCAGAAUGCAUGGCAGCAAGAGUUGCCUGCUGUGCAGUUUGCUACCUGAAUGAUGAAACUGAGAUUGCGAGGGACCUAACUUCUUACAAAGAGCAACAGAAUUAAGGAACUAGCAAUAACCAGAGCAAAAUUCAUGGUGUACAUUUUUAAUAAAGGUUGUAUGGUAAAUUCACCACACUACUGAGAACUGCAGGAAGAGGAAAAUUGUCAUUCAAACAUUUCAAACCAUCAAUAAUUAUUUACUUGAAAAAAUAUAUACAUAUAAACACAUCAGACUGUAUUUAGAAACCACUACAUUGCACCUUUUUACUUUGUCUUUUUUGUGCUGUGUUUUCUUAUGAAGGGCCAAUUAACAUCCAACAUCUUUCUUCUCCUUCAGUAGUGCUGAUUUUUUUACUGCUAAAACUAUUUAUAUUUAAAAAAAACAUUUUUCAUUGGUUUAUGUUCUUUCUUAUGUACAAUGUAGACCUUUUCUUUGCCCAGAUAUUGCAAAACCUAAUGCAGGAAAAAUAUAAAUUUUUCAUGCGAUCUUUGCAAUGUCUCAUGAAAACAAAACAAACAAUUAAAUGAAGAUUAAAAACACAUAAAACUGCAAAAUAAAUUACUAUAACAUGAAACAAUGGAAAGUCCAGGUUGAAAUAUCAAAAAUAUUAUGAAAAGGAUACAUUUGCUACCCAGCGUAAAGAUGACAUGUUAAGUUGCAGAUGGGCGCAACAAAAAGGCUGUUGUAGACUUAGCUUUGGACUGAAGCUUUCCUCAGAAAAGAAAAGAAAAGAAAACACACACACACACACACACACACACACACACACACACACACACACACACACACACACACACACAUAUUUACACAAGCAAACACAACUUGUGUAUACAUGACUGACCAGUCGUUUCGUUGGCCUGUCGGCAACUCAACAUGUCAUCUUUAUUAUAACAUGAGUAAUUGAAAUGAGAAUUGGUUAACAUUUUAUGUUAGGAGAUGAUGCCACCUUCACCUGUUUAACACUCAGGAUGUUAGAAGACUACACUCAGCAUAAUCAAUUGGUUGUUGACAUCAUCCACCCACUCAUAACAGGAUUGGCAGCUGAUUUACUUGCUGUCAUAUGAUGGGCACCCACCAUAAGUAGUCUAUUUUGACAAGAAGCCCACUUGUGCAAAACAGAUUUUACACUGCAGUGUCUUGAAUCACAAUUUCACUUCUUAACCUUGGCUUUUCAUAUUGUGGUGCUGCAGUAGGUUACUGGUGACAAAAAUGGCACUUGUAUUAUCAACACUGAUUAUAGGCAAAGGGGGCAAAAGAUGGUACUUAAAAUAUGACAUAAUGUUGCAACAGAGAAGUAUGUUGUGAUUUCUUUCAU